Lodderomyces parapsilosis is the source of this 1848-nucleotide messenger RNA. RefSeq names its product Sko1p (gene SKO1). The transcript is spliced from 2 exons. The record is from RefSeq and is a predicted model, not a curated record. NCBI's taxonomy places the organism in Eukaryota, Fungi, Ascomycota, Pichiomycetes, Serinales, Debaryomycetaceae. Gene Ontology annotation, molecular function: DNA-binding transcription factor activity, RNA polymerase II-specific; RNA polymerase II cis-regulatory region sequence-specific DNA binding. Gene Ontology annotation, biological process: regulation of transcription by RNA polymerase II. The coding region runs from base 1 to 1848 and encodes 615 amino acids.
AUGUCUGGAGAUCCGAGAUCAAAGUUUGACCUAGAACCCAACCCUUUCGAGAGGUCAUUUGCUACAAAGGAGUCGUCAUUGUCCUUAAGCACAACCACAGGUCAUCAGUCACGCAAUGAGUCUAGCUCGGAGGUAGACACUGUGGGAAACAGCUCCGCUUAUUCAAGCAACAAGGCGAAUUUAGCAUUUACGGGGGUACACAACCCACAGGAACAUCCGAAUAUUCCACAACAACAGCAGCAACAACAACCACCUCAACAACCCCCUCAACAACCCCCUCAUCAACAACAGCAUUCCCACCUACCUUCGCAGGCGCAUCAUCAGACAAAAUUACCGGGAAUAACGCCUCCUUUGUUUACACCAGGUGGACGGAGGUUGCCACCAUUGGAGCCUACUUCAAACCCAGGAACUCCCACGACCAAUUUAUGGAAUAGUUUAUUGAACGCAUCAAAUAACCCAACCAAUCCAGUGGCACAACAAAAUGGACAGUUUCAUCUGACACAACAAAACUUCAGUCAAUUUGGGUCACGCAAAACAGGGUUGACACCAAAUGAAUCAAACUUGAGGACUGGUUUAACGCCUGGUGGGUUCUCAUUUGGUUUUGGCGGACAAGUGGGGACUGGUUUGUCUACCCCCAGUGGACUUUUGAAUGGACCCAUAACGCCUGGACUUUCGAGUUUGUUGGGUAUACCAUCGGGUAAUAAUAAUAUGUUGAUGGGAAUGUCUCACGCUGGUGCUCAAAAUCCUGGGCCAUCACAAAUGCAACAUUCGCAGUCAAACCCAACGCAAUUGCAGCCACUUCCAAAUACUCAAUCGCAAAUGCAAAUGCAAGUGCAAGUACAGGCGCAACCACAGCCACAACCACAACCAGAUCCUCAAUCGCUACCAGAUCCGCAAGCACAAUCACAACCUCAAGCUCAACCGGAUCCAAACCUGCAGUCAUUACACCAAGAGCUUCCAGUGGCAUCACCGUCAAUGAAUAAUCAACAACUAUCGUUGCUUCCUCCUUCUAUUGUUCCUGAAAAUCAGAAAUUUCUCCCACAAUCAGUAGCUCCCGUUGGUAUAGCUCCACAAGGAUCCAUAACAACACGACCAGACUCCCAAGCACAUCAUGUCACACAUUCAGAAUCUACUUCCCUUCUGCAUUCUCAUCACUCAUCACAUCACCUGUCACAUAAUCCUUCUCAGGAGAUAUUACCAACCACAACAAACGGUCCUCUACCCAACUCAAAUGGAAUUUCGACAGCAAGUGGUGAUACAGCCGAGAGCUCCUCUACAUCAUCCAAAAAAAGGAAAGGAAAGUCAGUAGGUAUCAAAAAACCACGAGCUACAAAAGCUAAAAAGACAGGCACGGUAAAGGUUAAAGAAGGGCCGGGACAAGAAAAGACUCUCAACGGUGAGGAGAAAGAAAACCACGUUGAUGAGAAUUCAAAUGACGGGAAGGGGAACAAUGAUGAAUCUGAAACCAAGCCGGCCACAGGAAAGAAAAGGAGUGCCGGCGUCGAUGAUGAGAAACGCAAAAACUUUCUUGAAAGAAAUAGAGUUGCUGCAUCCAAAUGCAGACAACGAAAGAAACAACUUAUGCAGAAAAUGGAGGAUGAGUUGGCUUUUUAUUCAAAUGGUUAUAGACAAACAAGUGCACAAGUAAUUCAGCUACGGGACCAACUACUCAAAAUGAAAAACAUAUUAUUCGAUCACAAGGAUUGCCCGACCUUGGCCCUGUCGUGUGGUGGUGUUGAAAACUUGACAAGCAUUAUAGAGGAGGUAGAUAAUCUUAUGAGCAAUACCGAAGAAGCUGAAGAGCAAGUAAGUUCGAUCCCUUCGACUAUUCCAACAACUUACCAUUAA